AUGGAACAAGCCAAAGGAGGAGAAGAAAAAAUAGGUAAUGAGAAGGGAGACGAUGAAAGGGGUCAUGGUGAUAUCGGAACGCCUCAGAUAUGGGAAGCAGGAAUCCAGACCGAACCCGAUGGAAAAAUGGCAGUGGGAGUAUCAACGCAAAUCAAAAGGCAAAGACAAAGGGAUGAGGGAAAGGGGGAGAGCCGCAAACAAGAACAUCAAUCAACGAAUGCAACAAAACAACCAACAGUGAGGUAUCAAAAGGGCAGACAUGAACAAAAAAGCAAAGCAGAAGCCGAAGCUGAAGAAAAGAAUAAGGGGUAA
Molecule: messenger RNA, 312 nt
Organism: Trichophyton verrucosum HKI 0517
Lineage: Eukaryota; Fungi; Ascomycota; Eurotiomycetes; Onygenales; Arthrodermataceae
Exons: 3
Coding region: 1-312 (103 amino acids)
Source: RefSeq, a predicted model, not a curated record